AUGGCUCCUCUUUAUGGCGGCGCCAUCACCGUCGCCCUCCCCGACGACGCCGUCGACGCGCUGAAGGUGCGCGAGGUCCCCGACACCCAGGAGGUGUUUGUGUUCUCGCACCCGGAGCUGGUGCUCUGGGACCGCAGCUUGAUCUUUGACCUUUUGGAGCUUGUCGAUGGCGACGACUACGACACGAUAAUGGGCCACCACAUCGCCGACAUCACCGACGAGAACCCCACCAACCGCUACUUGGAAGACGUCGUUACUGAUAUCGACGUCAAUGGCCAAAAGGUGGCGUGUAAGCUCUCGCUCAUCGAGUUCUCCAACCGCCGCCGCGACGCCACCGAGGCCGGGGCGCCGCCGUAUAUCGUCACCCUCAUCGGGUUGAUCCGGCUCACCAACGUGGCCACCGACUUCCUCGUGACGUUGAACGUCCCCGUGGCCAACUCCCAAGCUGGCGAUAGCGUCGUGAUCGACCCCGUGUACGCUCUCUUUAAACAGGUCGUGGGCUCGCUCAAAGUCGAGCGAUGGGACCUUUUUGGAUAA
Molecule: messenger RNA, 537 nt
Organism: Diutina rugosa
Lineage: Eukaryota; Fungi; Ascomycota; Pichiomycetes; Serinales; Debaryomycetaceae
Product: Ran GTPase-binding protein
Exons: 1
Coding region: 1-537 (178 amino acids)
Biological process (GO): protein import into nucleus
Cellular component (GO): nucleus
Molecular function (GO): small GTPase binding; guanyl-nucleotide exchange factor activity
Source: RefSeq, a predicted model, not a curated record